Erigeron canadensis is the source of this 1139-nucleotide messenger RNA. RefSeq names its product (+)-neomenthol dehydrogenase-like. Gene Ontology annotation, cellular component: membrane. Bases 114 to 1028 code for a protein of 304 amino acids. The record is from RefSeq and is a predicted model, not a curated record. The transcript has 5 exons. Gene Ontology annotation, molecular function: oxidoreductase activity, acting on the CH-OH group of donors, NAD or NADP as acceptor. Lineage: Eukaryota; Viridiplantae; Streptophyta; Magnoliopsida; Asterales; Asteraceae.
GACGACAAACCAAAAUAUGAUAUUUUCAAACAAUUAUUGGCUCAUACAUUUAUAGCAGGUGCAGCAUAUCAUCCAAGGAUAACCUGAAGAGAAAUCAAAGAACAGCAGCGACAAUGAUGAACAACAAACAAUCGACAGAGAGAUGUGCUGUUGUGACUGGCGCAAACAAGGGAAUCGGGUUUGAGACGGUUAGGCAGCUGGGCGCUUCAGGCGUGACAGUGGUGCUGACAGCCAGAAAUGAGAAAAGGGGUACAGAGGCCAGGUCUUUGCUACAUGGACUUGGUUUAUCAAAUGUGUUGUAUCAUCAGCUUGAUGUGCAAGAUCUCCAAAGCAUACAAGCUUUGGCCAAUUUCAUACAAACCCAAUUUGGAAAACUUGAUAUCUUGGUGAAUAAUGCUGGAGCUUCUGGAGUUAUAGUUGAUGAAGAUGGUCUAAGGGCUCUAAAUAUAGAUCCACAAUCUUGGCUCUCAGGCAAGGCAACAAAUUUGGUUCAGGGAGUGAUGAAAACGACCAAUGACUCAGCAAAAGAAUGCAUUGACACAAACUACUAUGGUGUCAAGAACGUAACACGAGCACUCCUUCCGCUCCUAGAACGUUCCCCUUCCGGGGCAAGGAUUGUAAAUGUGUCUUCCCUUCGAGGUGAAUUGUGGAGGAUUCCGAACAAACAAAUAAGAAAGGAACUCGGAGAUCUACAGUCUUUGAGUGAAGAGAAGAUUGACGGAUUUGUAGAGAAGUUUUUACAUGAUUUAAGGAACCAUGAACUGGAAGUCAAUGGGUGGUCAAAGAUGUUACCAGCUUACAGUGUGUCUAAGGCCAUGCUUAAUGCUUACACUAGAGUUCUUGCAAAAACAUACCCAAAGAUGUGCAUCAACUGUGUACAUCCCGGAUAUGUCAACACCGAUAUAAAUUGGCACACAGGUACUAUGACAUUGGAAGAGGGAGCACAGGGCUCGGUUAUGUUAGCUCUUUUGCCUGAAGGAAGUCCUUCUGGUUGCUAUUUUGACCGUACCCAAGUUGCUGAAUUUUGAACUCGGUUGUUGUAGCUUAAAUUUAGCCACAAAAAAAAAAUGGCUUGUUUGAAUAUGUGGAUUAUGUGCUAAGUUUGGUACUUCAAUAUCACAAUGGCUUCUGUUGAUCUA